Molecule: messenger RNA, 6253 nt
Organism: Gymnodraco acuticeps
Lineage: Eukaryota; Metazoa; Chordata; Actinopteri; Perciformes; Bathydraconidae
Gene: sphk2
Product: sphingosine kinase 2
Exons: 8
Coding region: 1283-3958 (891 amino acids)
Biological process (GO): positive regulation of apoptotic process; sphingosine biosynthetic process; sphinganine-1-phosphate biosynthetic process
Cellular component (GO): cytoplasm; membrane; intracellular membrane-bounded organelle
Source: RefSeq, a predicted model, not a curated record
UGGAGAAUGUCGGUGGGUGUUGCAAUGUUUUCCUUAUCGCCAUUGGACUUCCUCUCCGCCGCUCAAAGCUGCUGCUCCUGCGUCUCCAGACACUUCCUGCACCGAGCUACAGCAUUCAGUGACUAUCUGUCGUCGUGAGGGGGAGACAAGAUGAGGAACAAAGAUUUUUGGGAGGGAACGUGAGGAAUGACUCAAGGACAUUAACAUGACAUAAAUUAAGGACACACCUGAAGCUGUCUCCUUGUUUGUCUUUUGUUUUGUCUCUGUUUUUUUGUGUUUGUUUUCGUUGUUUAGUCUCCAUUUGUCUUAUCUGGUGACUCUGUUCUCGUGGAGAACAGAUAACGAAGGUGCAUUUGUUUGGAUGAAACUUAAAUGUAUCACACUACUACUGUCUUGGGGACAGGCCUAGUUACUCCUCUUGUCUGCCUCCUAUAUCUCUGAGACUAAAGACAGCAAUAGAGGUAUCAAAGGUCUUGAAAAAGCCAGCAUUUAUCAUAUCUUUGUGGCAUUAAUUACACGUGGGCCAGUAAUUAUCAUGCAACAUCCUCUACACAGAAUUAUUUACUUGUGCAGUAAUUUAAUUUAAUUUCGUAGCCUCCUUGUUCAAACAAGGUGUGUUUGUUUGUCUUAUUCAUACUUAGUGAAUCACUUUUUCAAUGCAACCAAGAGUUUUAGUUUUAUCCAUUUGUGUAAUUAUUUGAAGAUUUAUUUGUAAAGUCAAGGAGCUGCUCAGUUGCCUUAUAUUGCUAUCGCAUUGGCGGCUUCAAGUUGUGAUGUAAACUUUUUUUUUUACUUAUGCAAUCUUUGUGAUGAACACUUCUGUGUAAAUGACUGAUCUUGUAGUGGAAAAUAUAAUUUUGUAAGUUCUGUGUUCUCUAAAUAUGUUUGAGAUUUGCUCACUCGUUUUCCACUGGCAGUAAAUUGUGUAGGCUGACGGCUCUUCAGAUCAAACUGUGGGACGAAGACAUGAGAGCUUUUUAACUGUGACACAAAGACUGAUCUUAAGCUGUUCCCAUCUUCACUGGAUACAUACUCUGAACAGAAGAUCCUUUAAACUGGAAAUAUUUUUUUCUUUUGAAAUGAAGACAUACUUCUGAAAUGGACCGACAGACCAGAAACUAAGAGACUCUUGAAUCCCAACAUUGAAAAGGAAGAAUGAUUUUGAGGAGAUUUCAGGGAUAAAUCUCUCAGACUGACAACUCUUCAAGCAUCUAACUGUAGAAAAUCCAGCCCUUAAGCUCACAUUUUUUCCCGAUAAGCCUUGUCCGCUUUAGCAGUGAGGAUGCGAUCUCCAGAACCGUCUUCACCUUCCACGGCAGAAGCCCUGCUUCACAGCCAGUUUGCUAGCUGGGGUUCAGGCAGCAACAGCAACAACAACAGCUGCCCCAACAGCCCUGGUGGUCCGGGCGGACUGUCCCCCGCUGCCUCCCCUACUCCGUCUCCGGCCUCCAACUAUGCCUUGACCCUAACCCACACCCACAUACAUAUCCAGCGGCUGUCACCACGGCCAGGGAAGGAGGCCCGUCUCCUGCUGCCUUUAUCAGAGCUGGUGGGGUGCAGCUGCCCCCGGGCCCCUGCGCCGCCCCUCCUCGUGCUGUACUGGUACCCACCAGGAAAACGGCGGAAAGGGGUUUCUCGACGCAGGCAGGUGAGGGCCUACCUGGCAGAAAGCAGGUCUGAGGCUGAGAGGUGGUCGGCUGCUGUGCAGUGUUUACUCCGAGACGUGACCGUCACUGCUGACACCGAAUUUUCAAGAAGUCUGCUACCUCGUCCCAGGCGACUACUGUUAUUGGUCAAUCCCUUCAGUGGGAGAGGCCAGGCCAUGCAGUGGUGUCAGACACACAUCCUGCCAAUGAUCAGAGAGGCCAACAUCAGCUACAACCUCAUACAGACAGAGCGUCAGAACCAUGCCAGAGAGCUUAUCAGAGAGAUAUCGCUCCCAGAGUGGGAUGGCAUCAUCAUCAUCUCUGGAGACGGCCUGCUGCAUGAGGUAAUCAAUGGGCUGAUGGAGCGUCCUGACUGGGAACAAGCAAUAAAAACACCUGUCGGCAUUCUCCCCUGCGGCUCUGGGAAUGCCCUGGCUGGCUCCAUCAACCACCACGCAGGGUAUGACAUGUGCCUUCGGGAGCCCCUCCUUUUGAACUGCUGCUUUUUGCUCUGUCGAGGCGGAGUCCGACCCAUGGACGUGAUCUCCGUGACGACAAGCCCUCCUCCCUCUGUCAACAGUCGUCCUGCAGCACCCAGGAGACUGUUCUCUUUCCUUUCUGUGGCCUGGGGCUUUGUGUCUGAUGUGGACAUUGAGAGUGAGAGAUAUCGUGGCCUGGGCUCGGCUCGCUUCACCCUGGGCACCCUGGUGCGCAUUGCGUCUCUUCGAUCCUACAAGGGUCGUCUGUCCUACCUGCCUCCCUCUAUCAACCCCGUCUCACCCGACACCACACCUCCUCCCCCAAGGAGACCCCUCUCCCGCAGUAUCACAGAAGGCCUGGAUGAAUUCUGUCGAACACCCAUCCAUCGCACCUGCUCCGACAUGGGCAUCAGCGAACAGAGGAGCCUGCAGAGGGGCGAGGUAGAGAGGGAGAAGGAGGAGAGGCAGAAAGAGAGGGAGAGAAGAAGGGAGAGGGCUAGGGGAGGGGGAUCUGGCGUGGUGAGGGCAAGCAGCCUGGCAGAGGACAGAGAGAGAGAGAGAGAGGGGGAGAUGGAGGCAGAAGAAGGGAGGUCAGGGACAUGUUCCGAGAGUUCAGAAUCAAUUGAAAGGGAAGACUGCAAUAUGGGAAGGGGGGAGAGGUUGGAGGGGAUCAAGGACGAAAGGGAAGACGAGGGGAGGGUAGAGCAAGACUCCAGCGAGAUGGAGGUGGAGGAGAGGGGGAAGGAUGGGGAAGGCAGUGGUGGUUCUGCAGAGGGGGAGAGAGUGGGCUGUGGGGUGGACAUGGGGCGAGUGGCAGACGGAGAGCCAGAGGGUUGUCUCCCUUACCCAGAGGGUCUUCAGGACGCCAGGAAGGCCCUGAGGAAGAACUCAGCCCCUUCCAGCCAGAUCGCCCACGCCCUGUUCAACCAGCCGCUCAGCCAGGAGGCGGACGCAGACUCCGGCUCGUCCUUCGGGGUGGAGGACGUGGACCUAAAUGGAUCCUACUACCAGAAAGAGCCCUUCCAACUGGACGUUGCUCGAGAGCGAUCUCUCACCAUCUCGUCCUCCCCCUUCCGUCACUCUCCCUUCUCCUACAAGCCCAAGACCCUGGACCAAAACCAGAACGCUUCCCGGCCGAGGCCCCUCUCUCUCCUCCAGCACUCCCACUCAAACUCUCUCCCCCCGAAACUUCCCUCCCUCUCCCUGUCUCUUUCUCCUACACCCCCAUCUUCCCCUUCAUGUGCCUCCCCCCACUCUUCAUCCUACCUCGUCCCCCGUCCUAACACACCAAACUCCACCUCGCCCUCCCCCUCGCUACGCACACCCUCCUCAACUUUUAACUUUGACAUUGCCGAGCCAGCAGGACCUCAGAAGAACCGUCCUUUAUUCUCACUGCCUUUAAAUGCCCCCAGAGAUGAGUUGUUACCCCCCCUCGACCAACCCCUUCCCACCAGAGACUGGGUCACUAUUGAAGGGGACUUUGUCCUGGUCCUGGCCCUUUAUCAGUCCCACCUCGGGGCUGAUCUUCAUGCUGCACCCCAGGCCAGGUUUGACGAUGGGCUGAUCCACCUGACCUUUGUGCGGGCGGGGAUCUCCAGAGCCACUCUCUUGAGACUGUUCUUCGCCAUGGAAAGAGGAACCCACCACUCUGUGAGCUCGCCCUAUGUGAGCCACAUCACCUGCAAUGCCUUCAGGCUGCAGCCUCUGUCCACACGAGGGACCCUCACUGUGGACGGAGAACUGGUGCCCUAUGGGCCUCUUCAAGCGCAGGUUCAUCCCGCCUUGGCUCGUCUCAUCGUUGGUGACUCUGGAGUAAAGAUGACCAGAUUCUAAUCAGUGAUUGGUUGAGCAGAUUGAUGGACACAACACUCUACUGAAUUAUGUAAUCUCUGUUUGCCAUCUAUACUCUGAAAGAGGGCAAGCGUCUGAGAGACUUAAAAUAGCCUGGAUUGCAGAAACUGCUUCCCUGGGGUUUAAUGAAGGGAUAACCCACCGAGCACCAAUGGAGCAUGACUGCAGGGAUUGAUAGCACAUUUGAAAAUGGAUGGAAAAUGCGCCUCAUUGCACAGCUGUUGGAUUACGCUCAGCAUGGAAACUGCACAGCCUGGGAUAGUAAGAGGGAAGAACAAUCGAAUGUUUAGGGUUUUUUGAGUGCAGAUAGUGCAUGUGUUGGAUGUAUACGUAGUGGUAUGCAUGCAGAGAAGCACUACCUGAAUUUUGCGUUUUAAUGAGAUAGAAAGAUCAAAUUAAGAGAAAUGUGUUCUUUAACAUGCUACAACAAAUACACUGAGAUUCACUUGGGCCAACAUCCCAAUAAAAUUGGCCCCAACCUUCUUAUCUUUCCGACCAAAUGUCAAAGUAUAAAUCUUCCGUCCAUGAAAGGAAUGCCUUAUCUGACACUGGACAGUACAGUUGUACCUUUGCCCUUAUUGCUCUGUGUUAUAAAAGAAACACAAAUAUUCUUAAUGUCUGUCCACCUAGCAUAGUGUCCGUCCACUACAUCAAAGCCAAGCUACGCUUAUAUACUCAGACAUACUGGUAGACCCACCAAACUGCUGUUCUCUUUGAGCACACGACACCAACUGCUUUAAGCAUCAGUGGAGAAAAUGUGGAGAAAUGUACACUUUAAUGCUGUCAAUGCUAGUGACUCAAUGUAGAGCAGUGCCAUCAAGCUUUUCAGGGUUAGUUCAUUAGUAUGAGCAGAGGAGCCGUUGAGCGGCGACCAUUACUGACAUUUGAAAAAUAAUCUGUGUUUUUUUUUUUGCCAGUGGAUGCACGAUUAUGAUGUUAAUGUUAUCACAAUUUACAACAUAUUGAACUAGAAAAUGUCUGAACGUAGCAAGCUUCAGUGGUUUUAGACUGAAUUUUAAAGAAAGGUUUCAGAAUCACACUGAUCUCUCGCAUAUAUAUCACUAUCUCUGAGUAAUUGGAAGUUUAGAGGACAUUACUUGUCUCUGUUAAAUAGCAAGUAGUGCAUUUCAUUUGCACAAUAACUGGAGUUAAAGGAACACAGAAAAUCACUAUAAUGCUUUGUAAUGUUUAGAUACAUCUUCAGAGUUUCGCAGAAUUUGACACAAUGCUUUGUUCUAGAAAAUGGAUGCACUUGUAUUAAUAGCCGAGUCAAGAUACUAUAAUAAAUUGUUCGCAUUGCAGUCCUAGCCUGAAAUAUUUAUUGUCUCGAUUUGAACAGUUUUUGAACGGUAGGACAGACUCAUUACAGAAUCAUCAUUCAUUUAAAAGUCCUUUCGUAGAGACAAACAAGGACCCAACACUAAAAUCCAGCAGAUUUAUGAUCAAGAGAUACAGUAAAAUGGACACAAAACAACUUUCCCUUGAAGAAUCACCCAGCAGCAGAACUAAUCGGUUGAAUGAUGGAUUGGGUUUUGAAUGGAACGUAUCUUGAGAACAUGUUUCAGAUGGUUAUUGGCUCCUCGGUGAAACCAAACCGCAGAUACUGGAGCCCAUAAUAGGAAUUGUCGUUUUUUAUAAAUUAUUUUUCUUAAAUGCAAUAUUAAACCCUGCUGAUAUUCUUGAUCAGGAAAAAGGAUUAAUAAAACCAUGUGCAGUGUAUCAAUCAGUACAAUGUGCCGCCUGCUUGGGUCAUCGUCUACAUACUGUAUGUCCUGGUCAUGCCUGGACAAAUGAAUGCCUUUGUAAAAUAAACCUGUAAAUGCUGGCUGCUGAUCAUGAACUGUUUGAACCUGACUGCUGAAAAUGGAGUAAAACUCUUUGCUCACCAGGCAUUUAUUUUUCUUCUUCUUUUAUUAUUAUUUUUCUUCAGAAUGCACAAUUCAACUUGACUACCACAACUACUCUGCCCUCACACAGCUUCAUCAUGUAAAUACACACUUUGGGUUAAGGCUUGUAACAGUACCAAAUAGAACAAAAAUACUUUCACUUUCAUUACGUUUUAUACCAAAAAGUUAGCUCUCAAUGCCAAGUAAUCUAGCUCACAUACCUGAACCAUGUUUUGUCUAUGGCCAUAGCGCAGUGAGGCACAUUUGAUAGGACAAUGUCGGGUACAACCUAUGGUGUAACCCCUAAAUUGAUAAUGCUGUUAAGAUGUCUGUAGUGGACUGCCUGUAAUGAAAUUGUAAUUAUUAAUAAAUGAAAUAUGCACAUACACAA